Molecule: messenger RNA, 1256 nt
Organism: Populus euphratica (Euphrates poplar)
Lineage: Eukaryota; Viridiplantae; Streptophyta; Magnoliopsida; Malpighiales; Salicaceae
Product: protein PHLOEM PROTEIN 2-LIKE A9-like
Exons: 6
Coding region: 166-963 (265 amino acids)
Source: RefSeq, a predicted model, not a curated record
ACACUUCAUGAUGUGAAUCCCACCAUCGAUCUUAAGGUAGAAGUCUAUUGUCAAUGUGUGAACCUAAAAUACCCUCUCAUUUGAAAAAGAAAAAAAGCUCUCAUUAUUGUUCUCGUAUUGAACUUUUACCACAUAGUUCCUUGAAAUCUCUUUGGCAUCCAGAUCAUGAGUUCUCCUUCCAAAAAUUCAAGCAAAGGGGCUCCCAAAGGCUCUCAACGACAGCUUCAAAAGGUUUCUAGGAACAACAGCUUGUUUUCCUGUUGCCUCAAGGUUGAAUCAAGUGACUCCUCGGGAUAUGGUGAAAGCAAGGGAGAGUCUAAAUCAUCUACAGUUGGGUCAGAGACGGUUGAAGUCCCCUUAAAUGGCCCUGAUGGCAAAACCGUGUUUAAACCAAAGCAUCUUACAAUCUGCUGGCGGAAAGAGAGUAAAUACUGGAGUAUUCCUGAAGAGGAUGAUGGUCCUGCAGAGCUGCGGGAGGUGUGUUGGCUUGAUGUAAGUGGUGAAAUGGAUGUAACCAAAGGGAAGACGUAUGAAGUUAGCUUUAUGUUAUCCAUGAACACAGAGAAAUCCUUUGGCUGGGACGAUCCUGAUUAUCCUGUUAUGGUGAUGGCUAGGAUAGGAAAGGCGAGAGAGUAUGUGCGCAAAAAAAUAAAACUAUCAGAAUUAAAAGGGGAAGUAAUGGAAUUUCCUCCGGAUAAGUGUCGGGUUGUGUUUAAAAAUGAUGAAAAAUCUGAAAGUGAAGAGGAACUUCCUGCGAAGAAGAGUCAGAGUCAGACUAAGUCUACAAGUGAUGAAAACCCUAACAAUGAUGAGGAAAAGCUCUAUUUUGGCUUGUAUGAAGUGUGGAGUAACAAAUGGAAGGGUGGUCUACGGAUUCAUGAGGCCAUAGUUCAGGAAAUACCCGCUGGGAAUAAUGUUUCUACAUCUAAUACCCGUUCCGACGAGUCAGAGGGAAGGAAAUAGCAGCUCAUGACGAUUCUAUUUCAACAUCUGAAAACCUCCGAUCGAGUCGAAGUUCAAGGAGUACGUAGAAGCUGAUUUAGAGCCUGGUAACGUGGGAAUGUUUUUUCAGGGAUUUGAUCAGCGGACCGGAUUGCAUCUCCUAGUUGUCUAUUAUUUCUAUGUUCGUCAGUAUGAUCAUAUUUCAAGUUAUUUACUUGUAAUAUGCAUUGCUAGGACUGUAGUUAUUUAGCUAUGGUUUGAAUAAAAACUAUAGACUUAAAGACUCUUUCUCCAGAACUGUUCUGUUUGUCUUA